CUGAGCCCAUCCAUCGAUCCGCGCUGACCCCUGUCGGGUGUACUCAACUUCCACCACUAGCUAAGCUCCAUCUGCAUCCAUCCAUCCAUCCUCCCAUGGCGUCCGUGAAGCUCGCCGCCGCCGCGCUGGCCGUCGUGCUCGCGUGUGCUGCGCUCGCCGCGACGCCGGCGGCGACGUAUGCGGAGUACCGGCCGGAGCCCGAGCCCUGCAAGACGCAGGCCAUGUACUUCAAGAACUGCCUCCGCCUCGGCCACUGCGAGAAGUGCUGCUUCGGGGUGGUGGCCAACCCGGCGUGCUACUGCGAGGUGGAGCGGGAGGCGCUGAUCGAGUGCGCGCCUGGCCACCACUGCAGUCGCGCCGACAAGAAGGUCAAGAUCGCCGAGAUGAACCUCCCCUGCAUGAAGAACCUCAAGUGCAAGCACGCGUGAUGGGCCGUGGCCUCUUCAUCACGGAACCCACCUUAUUAGCUGCUUCCUACUACAAUGCAAGUAUAUCGAUCUCGUGUUGUGUGCCUGUUUAGUUUGUUCCGACUGCGUGUGCUGGUUGUGUAUGAUAUGAUAUGAUGUUUCUGCUGAUUACUUGUUUCUCCAAAUCGUCAUCGUCGUAGUACGUUUCUACGUUUCUAUCAUGUAUGUGCUCCUAC
Molecule: messenger RNA, 643 nt
Organism: Triticum dicoccoides
Lineage: Eukaryota; Viridiplantae; Streptophyta; Magnoliopsida; Poales; Poaceae
Exons: 1
Coding region: 96-428 (110 amino acids)
Source: RefSeq, a predicted model, not a curated record